AUGCCAUUCAAUCAUUUUUCUCUAGCUCACCAAUCAUUGAGCAGGAGUGGUUACCCAUUCGCAGUCACGCAUGGUGGAAAUAAAAGCCUUGCUAUCACGUCAACCUCUGAAUCACUUUGUGCUGAGACACACCCAAUUACAACUCCGGUUCACUGUUUCGGAGAAUAUCAGUAUGAUGACGCUAGACAGUACGAGAAUCUACUGCGCUCACUAUCAUUACCUAAACUGAAAAUCCGAGAAACUGAUUUUGAAAUCAAUCCACCGACUAGAACAUAUUUUGAUCUUGAUGAGCAAGUCGAGCAUGAGUAUCCUGUGAUUUUACCAGCAAACAAUAAUUGUCACAGUGUGAGGAAUCUUUCUGGGUCUCCAACUUUAUUGGGCAACGAUGAAGAAGUUCCGCAGAAUAAAGAUGUGGAAAGUUCACAGCUUUCUUCUCUGGCAGUAUUACCAACUUUCAAAAAACGUCCAAUGUUCAACGCCUUGGGAACUAAAGCGAGAGCUCACAGUGGAGAACAACCUGUAAGCUUAUCGAUAUUCGUCGAGGAGAGCGGUAUGAACAAACAUGAGUUGGCUCACACCGAAACCAAGAAAUUCCAUUGUAACUUCUGUCCAACAAUAUGCAGUUCAAAUUCCAAUCUGAAAAGACACCUCAACAGAAAGCACAGUACCAAGGAACCUUUCCAAUGUGAAAUUUGCGGACACACUUUUGCAAUUAAGGGCGAAAUGAAUCGACAUAAAAAGAUUCAUCUUCCAUCUGGCUACAUGAUAACUUGCCGAACAUGCAAUCAACCGUUUAAGAACUCCUUCAGAUUGAGAAAUCAUCAAAUGAAAAGUACCUGCCAUGUGGAAGAUGGCACUCUGAUGGAAGUCAAGGAAUUUGUAAAUAAACUUGAACCAAUGGUGUCGCCGAUAAAAGGUCAAGCUACUAGUGAGAGAAAUCAACCACAGACCGGUGAUUGGGAAUUGGUGGUGACGGAAUAUUGCGGCUCCACCGAGACGUGA
Caenorhabditis remanei is the source of this 1002-nucleotide messenger RNA. RefSeq lists its product as uncharacterized. NCBI's taxonomy places the organism in Eukaryota, Metazoa, Nematoda, Chromadorea, Rhabditida, Rhabditidae. The record is from RefSeq and is a predicted model, not a curated record. The coding region runs from base 1 to 1002 and encodes 333 amino acids. Gene Ontology annotation, biological process: regulation of transcription by RNA polymerase II. Gene Ontology annotation, molecular function: DNA-binding transcription factor activity, RNA polymerase II-specific; RNA polymerase II cis-regulatory region sequence-specific DNA binding. The transcript has 6 exons. Gene Ontology annotation, cellular component: nucleus.